UUGCAGGGGUGGCUACGUUCACGGUCCACUAACCCUCUCAAUGGCGUUGGGCGAGGUCGCGUAUUUCAGGCAAAACUCGUUCAUUUGGCCGACAAACUUUACAAUUUACGCGAUAUGGCACGCCAAACACCAGUAGGCUGGGAUCGACGAACAGUUAAGGAGUAUUUCAAGUGGUCUAAAGAGGUAAUCGCUGGCAUGAAGGGGACGAACGAGAACCUCGAAAUGCUGCUCGACGAUCUCAUCAACAAGCAUCUGGCCUAA
Molecule: messenger RNA, 261 nt
Organism: Cooperia oncophora
Lineage: Eukaryota; Metazoa; Nematoda; Chromadorea; Rhabditida; Trichostrongylidae
Source: the annotation of a GenBank genome assembly